AAGCCCGGCUAGUAAAGUGUGGUUUCUUCCGCCCCUAGUUAAAACCCAUGGAAUAUUGCAUAACUUUACCCGCAAACAGAUUCACGUUCUCUAUUUGUCACCACAUCACACAUCUAUUAAUCAUCUUCUUCUUCCUCACUCUCCCUACAAACCACCAUUUCUGCAACAAUGGAAGCUUCCGCCCUCUUCUCCACCUCCUUCCGCCCACCCUCCCUCCACCUCCGAUCCCGCCUCCCCUCCAAAUCCCACAUUCCCAAAACCCCCAAUUUCCCACCCCUCACACUCAAACCCUACAUCUCCACCAAACCACCCUACAUCUUUACUCUCCAAUCAAAACCCCUCAAACCCAUCUCAGCUUCCUCCACAACUGCAAUAAUAACCGAACCCCAACAACCCAGCAAACCUCAGAUUCAAGGCGCCAAACUUAUACCAUUAAUCCUCUCCAUAUCCAUCGGGAUAAUUCUUCGCUUUGCGGUUCCAAAACCCAUUGAAGUAACCCCGCAAGCAUGGCAACUGUUAUCCAUUUUUGUGUCCACUAUAGCGGGUCUUGUCCUCUCGCCUUUACCCGUAGGCGCGUGGGCGCUGCUGGGGCUAACAACAACAAUUGUUACUAAGACCCUGACGUUUACGACGGCGUUUAGUGCGUUUACUAAUGAGGUUAUUUGGUUGAUUGUGAUUUCCUUCUUUUUUGCUAGGGGGUUUGUGAAGACGGGGUUAGGGGAUCGGAUUGCGACUUAUUUUGUUAAGUGGUUGGGGAAGAGUACGUUGGGGUUGAGCUAUGGGUUGACGUUGAGUGAGGCGUUGAUUGCUCCGGCUAUGCCGAGUACUACCGCCAGAGCGGGUGGGGUGUUUUUGCCGAUUAUUAAGUCGUUGGCGGUUUCGGCUGGGAGUAUGCCAAAUGAUCCGAGUGCGAAGAAGAUUGGGGCGUAUCUUGUUCAGUCUCAGUUUCAGUGUGCUGGCAAUUCUAGUGCUCUUUUCUUGACUGCUGCAGCACAAAAUCUCUUGUGUCUAAAACUCGCUGAGGAACUCGGGUUAGUAAUUGCAAGUCCAUGGGUUUCAUGGUUCAAGGCUGCUAGUUUACCGGCUUUCGUUUCCCUUCUACUGACUCCAUUCAUUUUGUACAAAAUUUACCCUCCGGAAACCAAAGACACGCCUGAUGCCCCUGCCGUUGCUGCAAAGAGGCUUCUAGACAUGGGUCCCGUUACAACUAACGAAUGGGUUAUGAUCGCCACCAUGAUUCUUGCUGUCUCUCUUUGGGUAUUUGGGGAUGCUAUUGGUAUACCGAGUGUCGUUACCGCAAUGUUGGGGUUAUCGAUACUAUUAUUGCUAGGAGUGCUAGAAUGGGAUGACUGCUUAAGCGAAAAGUCAGCAUGGGACACUUUAGCUUGGUUUGCCGUACUUGUGGGUAUGGCAGGUCAGUUAACAAAUCUUGGAAUAGUAACAUGGAUGUCUAAUUGCGUAGCCAAAUUCCUUCAAUCGUUCUCUUUGAGUUGGCCCGCUGCAUUUGGUGUCCUUCAAGGAGCUUACUUUUUGAUCCAUUACAUGUUUGCUAGUCAAACGGGCCAUGUGGGAGCUUUAUACUCUGCGUUUCUUGCUAUGCAUUUGGCUGCAGGGGUGCCAGGUGUAUUGGCGGCACUUGCUUUGGCUUACAACACAAAUUUGUUUGGUGCUCAAACUCAUUAUAGCAGUGGUCAAGCAGCUGUUUACUUUGGAGCUGGUUAUGUGGAACUACCAGAUGUAUUUAAAAUCGGGUUUAUUAUGGCUUGUAUUAACGCGGUGAUCUGGACGGUUGUUGGCGGCGCAUGGUGGAAGUUUUUGGGUUUGUAUUGACUCUCAAGUUUCAUCACGUAGAUAUGUUUCUCGUUUAUUGUAUAAUGCCCUUCGUUUCGAGUUAGGGAUUUGUGCACCAAAAAAAGCCACAUAAUUUGUUGACUUUUCGAUUUUGACCUCUUGAGAUCAGUCAUGAUCAUCUGUUUGAUUUAAUUGAGAAAUCAAUAUGGUAUGGUUAUAGUUUUACCAAAAUUAA
Molecule: messenger RNA, 2026 nt
Organism: Helianthus annuus (common sunflower)
Lineage: Eukaryota; Viridiplantae; Streptophyta; Magnoliopsida; Asterales; Asteraceae
Product: dicarboxylate transporter 2.1, chloroplastic
Exons: 4
Coding region: 169-1830 (553 amino acids)
Biological process (GO): transmembrane transport
Cellular component (GO): membrane
Molecular function (GO): transmembrane transporter activity
Source: RefSeq, a predicted model, not a curated record